Messenger RNA from Acanthosepion pharaonis, 1806 nucleotides. The record is from the annotation of a GenBank genome assembly. Lineage: Eukaryota; Metazoa; Mollusca; Cephalopoda; Sepiida; Sepiidae.
AUGAUCAGAGUAAAUGACGUCAUCAUUUUCCCAGGUUUUUCUGUCGCUCAUGAAAUAAAUCUAUCUAUCUAUCUAUCUAUCUAUCUAUCUAUCUAUCUAUCUAUCAAUCUAAGACUGUUUAUAUCUGUUUAUCUAUCAAUCUAUCUAUCUGAGCUUUUUCAUAUCUAUCUAUCUACCUAUCUAUCUAACUUUUUCAUAUCUAUCUAUCUAUCUAUCUAUCUAUCUAUCUAUCUAUCUAUCUAUCUAUCUAUCUAUCUAUCUAAGCCUGUUCAUAUCUCUCUAUCUCAGUCUAUUCAUCCUAUCUAUCUAUCUAUCUAUCUAAGCAUUUUAUAUCUCUAUCUAUCAAUCUAUCUCUUUUUCAUAUCUAUCUAUCUAUCUAUCUAUCUAUCUAUCUAUCUAUCUAUCUAUCUAAGCCUGUUCAUAUCUUUCAGUCAAUUCAUCAUAUCUAUCUAUCUAUCUAUCUAUCUAUCUAUCUAUCUAUCUAAGCCUGUUCAUAUCUUUCUAUCUCAGUCAUUUCAUCAUAUCUAUCUAUCUAUCUAUCUAUCUAUCUAUCUAUCUAUCUAUCUAUCUAUCUAUCUAUCUAUCUAUCUAUCUAAUCUUUUUCAUACAUAUCUAACUAUCUAUCUAUCUAUCUAUCUAUCUAUCUAUCUAUCUAAGCAUUUUAUAUCUCUAUCUAUCAAUCUAUCUGUCUCUUUUUCAUAUCUAUCUAUCAAUCUAUCUGUCUGUUUAUAUCUAUCUAUCUAUCUAUCUAUCUAUCUAUCUAUCUAUCUAUCUAUCUAUCUAUCUAUCUAUCUAUCUAAGCCUGUUCAUAUCUUUCAGUCAAUUCAUCAUAUCUAUCUAUCUAUCUAUCUAAGCCUGUUCAUAUCUUUCUAUCUCAGUCAAUUCAUCAUAUCUAUUUAUCUAUCUAUCUAUCUAUCUAUCUAUCUAAUCUUUUUCAUAUCUAUCUAUCUAUCUAUCUAUCUAUCUAUCUAUCUAUCUAUCUAUCUAAGCCUGUUCAUAUCUUUCAGUCAAUUCAUCAUAUCUAUCUAUCUAUCUAUCAAUCUAUCUAUCUAUCUAUCUAUCUAUCUAUCUAUCUAUCUAAGCCUGUUCAUAUCUUUCUAUCUCAUCAAUUCAUCAUAUCUAUCUAUCUAUCUAUCUAUCUAUCUAUCUAUCUAUCUAUCUAUCUAUCUAUCUAAGCCUGUUCAUAUCUUUCUAUCUCAGUCAAUUCAUCAUAUCUAUCUAUCUAUCUAUCUAUCUAAUCUUUUUCAUAUCUAUCUAUCUAUCUAUCUCUCUAUCUAUCUAUCUAUCUAUCUAUCUAUCUAUCUAAGCCUGUUCAUAUCUUUCAGUCAAUUCAUCAUAUCUAUCUAUCUAUCUAUCUAUCUAUCUAUCUAUCUAUCUAAGCCUGUUCAUAUCUUUCUAUCUCAGUCAAUUCAUCAUAUCUAUCUAUCUAUCUAUCUAUCUAUCUAUCUAUCUAAUCUUUUUCAUAUCUAUCUAUCUAUCUAUCUAUCUAUCUAUCUAUCUAUCUAUCUAUCUAUCUAUCUAACUUUUAUUGAAACUUUCACUAGUUACAGAAAGCAUCUUCCUGUCUUUUCUUCUUCCUCUUUUAAAUUCGAUGUUCCAAACUUUUUCUUUCUUUUCAUCUCUAUCUAUCCUCUACUGCUUUUUCACUACCCUCUGACGUCACUUCCCAAACCGCAUUAUUUCUUUCUCGAUAUGUCCGUCUGUCUAUAUGAGAGUGCAGAAGAAGGUGACAUCGUACACGUGCAUCUGUGCAUGUGUCGAUGUCUGAACCUGCGCGUGCGUGAUUCAUUCAAUAGAUUUAUUUGA